This is a messenger RNA of Scylla paramamosain (green mud crab), 1764 nucleotides long. RefSeq names its product ras-related C3 botulinum toxin substrate 1-like. The transcript is spliced from 6 exons. Gene Ontology annotation, molecular function: GTP binding; GTPase activity. Gene Ontology annotation, biological process: small GTPase-mediated signal transduction. The record is from RefSeq and is a predicted model, not a curated record. Lineage: Eukaryota; Metazoa; Arthropoda; Malacostraca; Decapoda; Portunidae. Bases 143 to 730 code for a protein of 195 amino acids.
CAGCUCAUGGCGAUGGAGGAGAGGAGGAGCUGCUGUUGACGUCUUCUCACUAUUUUAAGUGUGCACCGACUCCUCCCCUGAUAAUUGUCUUACCGUGCCGUGUUGACUGAACCCCCAGCUCCUGCAGUCCAAUGUAGGGAAGAUGUCUUCUGGCCGUCCCAUCAAGUGCGUGGUGGUAGGAGACGGAACAGUGGGCAAGACAUGCAUGCUCAUCUCCUACACCACCGACUCCUUCCCCAAGGAAUACGUGCCCACAGUGUUUGACAAUUAUUCUGCACCAAUGGUAGUGGACAGCAUCCCAGUCAGCUUAGGCUUGUGGGACACUGCCGGCCAGGAGGAUUAUGACAGGCUGCGGCCACUCUCCUACCCACAGACGGAUGUGUUCCUGAUCUGCUUCAGUGUGGUUAGUCCUUCCUCGUGUGAAAAUGUCACCUCUAAGUGGUAUCCAGAGAUCAAACAUCACUGCCCUGAUGCACCAAUUAUUCUCGUGGGCACCAAGAUGGAUCUUCGGGAGGACAAGGAAACACUAGCCCUACUCUCUGACCAGGGCCAGUCUCCAGUGAAGCGGGAGGCUGGCCAGAAGCUAGCCAAUAAGAUCAGAGCAGUGAAGUACAUGGAAUGCUCUGCGCUAACACAACGAGGACUCAAACAGGUAUUUGAUGAAGCCGUGAGAGCAGUGCUUCGGCCCGAGCCAGUCAAGAGAAGACAGCGUAAGUGCUCGGUUCUCUAAAUUCCCGAGUGCUCUUACUGUCUGUCCCCAGUUGUCUCGCUCCCUCUGUCUCACCACUUAUAGUCAAGCAAGCACCAAGUUAGUCUCUGACCCAUGUUACUGAGUCACAGGGAUUUGGUGACCAGAUAUAAAUAUAUAUACAUAUAUAUUUUCUUUAAAACUUUAUAUUGUUUCAUGGAUCUUUGUGCCACCAAAAUUAUCUGGAAAUUUUUUAUCUAAUUUGUGAAAUCUUUACUAAAGUUAUCAGUAGUUAAUUUUGUUUGUUGCUGACUGGGAAAUUACUAACUUCAAAAUGAUAGUAUGUUGAGCUUAAGCUAAGUAAAUAGAGCCAGUUUUUGUGUGCUUGUGUAUACAUGUAUGCAUUCAUACAUGUAGGAAUGUGUGUAUGUCUGUAUCCCUCCAUUGCCCCUUCUCUCCAUUAUGUAACCCAUUCACCUAGGAAAACUAUCAGAGAACAGCGUUUAAUUUAUUUUAUUUUAUUUUUUAUUUUAUUAUAUUUUGUUUAUUUAUUUAUUUUUAUUUUUAUUUAUUAUUAUUUAUUUUUUUUUUUUUUUCCCAGAAGGCAGUAUUAGGGCUGUUCACAUACAGACAAGUUGUUCCCCUGUGGCAGUGACAGGGCACAGAAGCAGCUUUGGUUGUAUGGAUUUUUGUAGUCUUCAGAAGCUCCUUAAAUGUUUGUUUACUUGUACCAGUAUAUUAACAGCUUUAACUUUCAGUAAUGUAGGAAAUUUCCCAAGAUUGUUUACGUCAAACAAUUCAUAACUCAGCUUUAACAAAGGCAGUUCCAAGCUAAUCUGAAACUAAGCAUUUGUAUUCAGUAUUGAUGUUUGUGGAAAUUUUUUCAGUGUUUCUUUGUAAAGUUUGAUCAAGUUUUGCCCAAUCAGACCAAGCCAAGGUUUCCUUAGUGUCUCCCUUUCCCAGUCCCACUCCACCUGUCAUGCUCACAUCCUCCUCCUACAUUGUGUGUGGUCAAAUUGCAUUUAAUUUAUCACCAGAAUACUUGUAGUUGAUAAUAUAUUGCACAUUUUGAUUAA